CACCAUUUCUUACGGGAGAGAGGAUAGCCAAAGCCCUCUCCCUCUCCCUCUCUCUCUCUCUCUAGAAUACAACUAUAUAUGCGCAGAAACUCAAUCGCGUACAACGCAGCAUAUAUAUCUAAAACCAUCGUUGCCCAUGUUUCGGUUGUGAUGAACAUACUAUAAAUAUACAAUCUUUGGGAAUUCUAACAAAGACUGAAUUUUGGUAAAUAAGUAAAAGGAAAGAGGGAAGAAAAAGAAGAGGGCACUUCAGCCUUCCUGCUUCUCUCUAGAAAGCAUCUCAGAUCUUGAAAUUGAUAUUUUUUCUUUUUAUUUGGGGUUCUGGAUUCUGGGGUUGCUGUUACUUUCGAUCUGUCAAAGAUCAGAUGCUCUCUUGUUGAAUAAGAAUUUGCAAUUUAUUGUUUUGAAGUAGGAAACUCCCCUGGUUUAAGUUCAAGUUUUUGUCCUUAAGGUGAGCUGAGGAUGGAAAUGGAUGCUGGGAAGCUGUUUAUUGGUGGGAUUUCGUGGGACACGAGCGAGGAACGUCUGAGACAGUAUUUCCAAGCUUUUGGUGAAGUGGUGGAAGCUGUGAUAAUGAAGGAUCGUGCUACAGGCCGUGCUCGUGGCUUUGGUUUCAUUGUUUUCGCAAAUGCUUCAGUUGCUGAAAAAGUUGUGAAGGAAAAACAUGUCAUAGACGGCAGAACUGUGGAGGCAAAGAAAGCUGUUCCGAGGGAUGACCACCAAAACUUCAACAGAAACAGUGGCAGCAUUCAAGGGUCCCCUAGUCAAGUCCGCACAAAGAAGAUUUUUGUCGGAGGUUUAGCAUCAACGGUCACAGAAAGCGACUUCAAGAAGUACUUUGAUCAAUUUGGAAUAAUCACUGAUUUAGUUGUGAUGUAUGAUCACAAUACACAAAGGCCUAGAGGUUUCGGUUUUAUAACUUAUGAUUCAGAGGAAGCAGUUGAUAAAGUUCUAUUCAAAACCUUUCAUGAGCUUAACGGGAAAAUGGUUGAGGUUAAGAGAGCAGUUCCCAAAGAGUUAUUUCCAGGACCAACACGAAGCCCUUCACCCGGCUAUAACUAUGGCCUCAAUAGAGCAAACAGUUUCCUUAAUGCUUAUUCGCCUGGAUAUAAUCCAAAUUCUACAAGUGGAUAUGGAAUGAGAAUGGAUGGUCGCUUUAGUCCUGUAACUGCUGGUCGAAGUGGAUAUCCUCCCUACAGCCCCAGCAAUCAUAACUUAGGACUGAAUUUGGAUUCUGGCCUCAGUUUGAACUAUUGGGCGAGUAGGGAUUCUGGUUUGGGCUAUGGAAAUGGGACGAACUCUUAUUUUAGUGGAGAUAUAAGUCGGUAUGGCAGUUCCAAUGGGUAUGACUUAGUCAGCGGUGGAAGUAGUUCUUUGCUGAGUAGUACGAACCGGAACAUGUGGGGAAAUGGUAGUCCUAGUUUUGUUACAGACUCUGCAAAUUCUAAUGAUUAUGUUGGAACUCGAACUGGAAAUCCUGGAAUAGGUAGUGGUUUUGGAAGUGUAGGAGAGAUUUGGGGCAGUUCUCCUCUUUCUGUUAAAGGCGCAGAAGUAAACAGAGAAAAUGGAGGCAUUGCUGGCUCUACACCUUUAUAUUCUAUGACAAAUAAUCUCCGUGGAGAGAAUUUUGGGAACUUAUACGGUGGACCAUUUAAUGGGGAUCAGGCAUGGCAGCGUUCAUCAUCUCUAGAACUCGAGGGAUAUGGUUAUGGGCGUGAGAGUGGCGUAGCUGAGGUCACAUCUGAAACUGCAGCUGGUUAUGCCGGUGGUUAUAGCGUUAGGUCAAUUAGAGGGAUCGCAGCCUAGGAAAAUUUGUAUGUGGAUACGCCAAGAGUAUAUAGUUACUCCAACACCUGAUGUUCCAUGUGCAGGAGUACGUUCGAUAGAGCUAGUUCGUGCACUUAUUCAAGUGAACUCGUUACCAUGAGCAGUUAAGAAAAGAUUUCUGAAACUCGAGUAACUUCAUAUAGGUUUUGUUUCUUGUGAUUUAUUUGAAUGCAUCGCUCGUUUUCAUUAACAUCGGGACACCCCUUUUCGUUUCGUGUACUCUCUACUUGGUUAAAGUUAGUUAUGCGUUUCAGUUUCUUGCA
This is a messenger RNA of Salvia splendens (bonfire salvia), 2090 nucleotides long. Its product is annotated as heterogeneous nuclear ribonucleoprotein 1. The record is from RefSeq and is a predicted model, not a curated record. The coding region runs from base 463 to 1806 and encodes 447 amino acids. Gene Ontology annotation, molecular function: mRNA binding. Gene Ontology annotation, biological process: regulation of translation. The transcript is spliced from 5 exons. NCBI's taxonomy places the organism in Eukaryota, Viridiplantae, Streptophyta, Magnoliopsida, Lamiales, Lamiaceae.